Oryza brachyantha (malo sina) is the source of this 1922-nucleotide messenger RNA. RefSeq names its product protein starmaker. The transcript is spliced from 9 exons. Bases 143 to 1537 code for a protein of 464 amino acids. Lineage: Eukaryota; Viridiplantae; Streptophyta; Magnoliopsida; Poales; Poaceae. The record is from RefSeq and is a predicted model, not a curated record. Gene Ontology annotation, cellular component: nucleus.
GGCAGUAGCUCAGCACUUUUUCGUUGCGGAAAGCAAAUCUCGAGGCGCGGCGCGGCGCGGCGCAGCACAGCACAGCACAGGGAGGGAGCGCGAGCGACGGAACAGCACAGCACAACCCGGUAGCCGCCGCCGCCGCCGCCGCAUGGAGGCGGACGCCGCCGGCGAGGGCAGGGAGGCGGAGAUCGAGAGGGCCUUCCGCGCCCGCCUCCCCGACUUCAGGAAGCAGGCCGACUCCUUGACCCUCGAAGGUGUAAGGAGAGCACUGGAGAAGGACAUGGGCUUGGAGAAACAUUCUCUUGAUGCCCAUAAAAAGUUAAUAAAGCAAUGUGUAGACAAGGUCUUUUCUGGUUCUGAUGAUGACAAUGGAGACAAUAAUGCACCGGUGAAGGCUGAAGCUAAAGAUGAUCAUUCUUCUAAAGAAGAAUCAGAAGAUGCCCAGCCUACACCUGACUUAAACAAAAUUUCCUCCAAUUCUGAUGAACUAGUGGCAAAAUCCAGUGAGACAGAAAGAGAUCAGGAGGGAGACAAAGAUCAUGGUUCUGGCAGUGAUAUUAGUGAAGCUAUGAUAAAAAAUGCUAUUGUCAAAAGGGCUUCAUAUUUUAGAGAGAACUCAGAAACUCUUACUUUACUAGGAGUUCGUCGAACUUUAGAAGAAGACCUCAAGCUUCAGAAGAAAGCUUUGGAUGCUUACAAGUCUUUUAUUACUACAGAAUUAGACAAUAUUCUGCAAGAACCUGCAAACGGGACAAAGAAAAAUAGUAAAACUGAAUCUCGUAAGGAUUCUGGCAAGAAGACAAUCAAAAACUCUAAAAGAGCUCGUCAAGACUCUGAUACUUCUGAAAUAAAUGAUAGCCAUUGUGAGAGGGGAGAUAGCGAUGAGGAUACAAGGCCGAAAAAGACAAAGGCUGAAAAGGGCAAAGCUGUAAAGAGGCAGAAAAAAGGUACAGUCGAUAAACAACUGUCAAGUCCAAAGUCUAAAAAAAUUGCCAAAAAAGAUUCAAAUAAAACUAAAGAGCAGGGGGGGUCAACAGAAGAAGAUAGUUCGCAUUCUUCAGCUGAAGAAGACAACAAGAAAAAACAACUAGUUCCAGCUUAUGGGAAACGAGUGGAACGGCUGAAGUCAAUUAUAAAAUCAUGUGGAAUGAGUAUUGCACCUUCUGUGUACCGGAGAGUAAAGAUGGCUCCUGAAAACAAGCGUGAAGCCUGUUUGAUCAAGGAGUUGGAGGAUAUACUUGAAAAAGAAGGGCUGUCGACAAAUCCCUCUGAAAAAGAAAUUAAAGCCGUAAAGAAAAGAAAGGAAAGAGCAAAGGAACUCGAGGGCAUAGACAUGAGCAAUAUUAUCACAAGUUCUCGUCGGAGAAGUACAUCGAGUUUCAUACCCCUCCCAACACCUAAAAUAGUAGCUGAUAGUGAUGAUGAUGACGAAGAAGAUGAUGACGAUGAUGAGGAGGCAAAUGUGGAGGGUGGAGAUGGUGACAAUGAUGAUGGAGAAGCUGGCAAUGGAUCUGCGGAUGAUGCUGAACAUGACAGCGAUUGAUUUUGCUGGCCUCUUAAGGCGGGAUUGCGAAACAAGUAAUUCUGACCAUGCAUGUGCAUCUCAUGUUGGCUUUACCAGGUUGACUGUUUGCGUGGAUGGAGGCAGUUGUUCAAAAGUUUAACUUAUGGGUUUACUUAUAUGCUUAAGCAUGUUUGCCGGAACAUAUUAUUUAGCUCUAACAUUGGUUAAACAUUAGCGCAGAUGAUUCUUGUAUCUCCCAUCAGCUUAUGUAUAAUAUCAGAUUUGUUAUCUGAAUUUUCGAUUGUGUAUUCCCGUAGUUUGAAGCGACGUUGUAUUGCUGGACAGUUAUUUGAUUAGUUCAUCACUUAUAGUGUAUAAUUAUUUUGUGAGUAUUACAUAAAUUAUUUUAGACGAGGGAUGUCAA